AUGGCUGGUUUGGUGAGACCAAGAUCACAAGAAGUGGUUUUCAAUAUCCUAAAUAAUGUCCAACUUUAUAACAUUGUUGCAGACAACAAUAUUCCUCAUCAUCACACCUUUGUUGCUUUUGCAUUAUUUUUACUCCUUGGUUUCCUCCAACUAAAACACCCUCAAAACCCUACUCCAUUUCAAAUCCAUCCUAACAUCACUUUUGUAUCCAUUGCUAGCUCUCUUGCCUAUUGCUUUCUCUUUUGGGUUAGGCUCAAGUUUGCUAUACAUGUUAAUACUCUUAUGGAAGUCUUCGGUUCGCUCUCAUUGAUUUCUAUGGUGUUAUUGUUUCUACCAAGUAAAACUCCUUGGGGAGAGUUAUUGAAAUACAUUACCUACACAAUAUGGUUUAUUAUUCAUGUUGUAGCAUUUAUUAUCAAAGCCCUAUUUGGUGAGCAUAUGAGGAGGAAGAGGGUGGUGUCUCCACUUUUUCCAUAUUAA
Messenger RNA from Vicia faba (fava bean), 480 nucleotides. The record is from the annotation of a GenBank genome assembly. NCBI's taxonomy places the organism in Eukaryota, Viridiplantae, Streptophyta, Magnoliopsida, Fabales, Fabaceae.